UAUAUUAUUGUUAUUAUAACUCUGGCAGCUUAGUUUUUAAUAUUACAAAACAAAUUUAACAAAAAUAAACAUAAGAUUUUGGAUAUUAACAAUAUUUUGUAUUAAAUAUUUAGUUAUUUAUAUAAUAAUAAAUAAAUAUAAUAAAUUUAUGUAAUAAAUCAUAAACAACACGUUUAAAUACAAUGGCUGACAAGGAACCCCUUACUAAAGCACAAAAUUCUGCACGAGUAGCUGAACCCGGUGAUGGCAUACGACAGGUCAAGACCACCAAUGUAUUUCGUUUGAUAAAUUUCGAAUUGUAUACAAGGCCGAAUAAAAUUGUUAUGGGUGUUGGUUUGGCCUGUAUUACCGGUGUUUUUGGCUAUAUAACCUAUAUGAGAUGGAAAUAUGAAAGUUUGGGCUAUUAUACGGCUGUUAGUGAUGAUGGUAAAGAAGUUUUUAUUAAAAAAGAAUCUAAAUGGGAUACAUAAGUUAUAAGUAUAAAAACUUUUGUUUUUUGUUGUUGUUUAAAAAAAAAGUUUUGAAAAUAUAAUUUAAAAACGAAA
This is a messenger RNA of Lucilia sericata (common green bottle fly), 545 nucleotides long. RefSeq names its product small integral membrane protein 8. The transcript is spliced from 2 exons. The record is from RefSeq and is a predicted model, not a curated record. The coding region runs from base 183 to 470 and encodes 95 amino acids. NCBI's taxonomy places the organism in Eukaryota, Metazoa, Arthropoda, Insecta, Diptera, Calliphoridae.